UCAGUAUUAAAGAGGCGUCGGUGGAGGACGCAGUGGUGACGACGAACUCUCCGACAAGUGAGAAGAAACGAGCUUUUAUGCGAGUGCGGUGCGGCGGAUAUAAAGGAGGGAACACGCGAAGGGAGAUAAAGAUAGGAACACGAAGCACACACCGACGCCCUAACGAUCUUACGAACGAACGAUCGACUGAGAUAUCAUUUAAUUUUCAUUUAUUCUAUUCCAUCACUUUUUUCCGAUCUCGUUGUUAUCCUCCCCCUCCUCUCACAUCCUCCUACAUUUCCUUCUCGAAUUUCUCGAUAUCUUUUCUACCCUCCACUAUAUCUCACCGUCAUAUUUUCGACGUCGAACAAACGAACAUUGAACGAAUAAAUAACCGAUCCCUCGAGCUAUGGCAGCCACCGCUAUGGACCCAGUCGACAUUGCGAAUAUACUAGCGCAAGAACUGCUUUAUCAGCAGUUGGUAUCUUUGGACGGAUUACAUAGCGGUGUACCGACCAGAACGACGCCGACGUUGACGCCGACCACCCUCCGCAGCAUCGAGCAGACGUUCUUGGAGCUGACGAGUGAAUCAGCGACGACGCACGGUCGCGAGGCCGGUUUCGUACCACCGCUGGUUGAACCGUCACAGCCAACCCCGGCACAGACGCAAAACACAACGGCGGCCCAUCUUCCGGCACCAACGACGACCACUCUUAUCGAGAGCCAGCAACAAACUCAAUCGCAACAGCAACAACCAGUUAAACGCAAUAUGGGCGGUAGAAGGCCCACCAGAACGAUUGGGAUGACCCCCGAGGAGGAGGAGAGACGACAGAUCCGGCGCGAAAGGAACAAGAUGGCAGCGGCAAGAUGCCGCAAGCGAAGAAUGGAUCAUACCAAUGCCCUACUUGAAGAGACCGAGGGUUUGGAACAGAAGAAGCAGAGCUUGCAGGAUGAGAUAGAGCACCUGAAUCAAGUCAAAGAAGAACUGGAAUUCAUUUUAGAAACUCACAGAGCCGUUUGCCGCCAUUCGUUGCGUUCUUCGUCCCCGUUAGACGUGAAACCAGUGAUAAAGCCUGAUCUUCCGGCUGAGAAUCACUUCGCCACCGAGCCCGUGAAGAGCGAUACAACAGUGGCCGCAGCAACAAGACCGAACAGACCUAAUUCACUGCCGGUCGGGUUGGAUAAUAACAACAGACUGAAUUCUUUGCCGAUGUUUGUCGAACCUAAAGAAAGACCGGAUACGCUUGCUUUUAAAACAGUGGAAACUCCGUCCUUUAUGAAGCCAUCAAUGGACGUGGCCGGUAUGCCAAUUACUACUCCGACCAGCGGUAUACCAUUUAACUUUGAAUCCCUGAUGGAGGGUGGCACUGGUCUCACACCGGUCUCGACACCUCUGAUACCAUCAUGCUCGACGCAGCAGAGGAACAAUCUGUCAGCCGUGGAUCUCAGCUCCCCGGACGCGAAUCCACCGAAACUCGUGAGCUUGUGACGCUACGAUGAUAUAGCAAAGCACGGAUCGAAUGAGAACGAUCCCGAAUAAGAAUAGAAGUACCAUGACGCGAAAGAAGUUCAAUUUUUUUAGAAAACAGAAGGAAAAGCAGAAGUAUUAUGCGCGUGCUCUUUACAACGAUAUUUUUGAUCGCUCUCAAAAGCUCUUUCACAUGAUUUUGCUUAUUAGAAAGCGCGAUUUUCAAAUUAUUUUAUUGACAGUUUGUGGGCGCUUAUAAUUUUUUAUAAUGAAAUUUGUAAACAAUUUCUUGAUGUUCUUGACUACUAAAACUAUGCAUUUGUUCUUGUAAUAUAUAUAUAUAUAUAUAUAUAUAUAUAUAUAAACAUAAAUCAAAUUUGUCUUUACAAAAAGAAAUAAAGCAAGACAAUUUUUAUCAUUGAGAUAGCAAUUAUUUAAAUAUGAUACUCUGCAAGUACAUUAAUCUUUAACAAAAAAAGAAAAAAUUAUUGUCUUUAGAUUUUAAUGAUCCUAUAGAUGCAGUCUCAGUAUUUUGCCCAUUUGUAGAUGACAAGGCCAACAGAUGAGCCAAUUUGAAACUUUGUAUUGAUCUAUGAUGAAAUGAUUAUUUACUGUGAAAAUAAAUUGUAGAAGAAUAAGAUUAUACAUUUGAAAAAAUAAAGCGCCAACUAUUUGCGCCUUAAAGAAAUUAUCGCAGAUAUAAGCAAUAAUGCUAUCUGCAUACAAGUGAUAUAAAUAUAUGUAAAAUAAUACAUUAGAAAUAUAUAUAUAAUAUAAAGAUUUGUCAUUUUGUAAGCAAUUCAACAAAAGAUGAAUGAAAUUUUAUACUAUGAUUAUACUGAGAAUAGAAAUUUAGAUUGUAAGGAAAAAAACAAGUUUAGCUCAAAACUUCUAAAUAUAUUAAGGAAUAAUAAGAGCUCUUCGAAUCGAGCGCUUAACAUUGAUCAAUAACAGUUCGCAUAAUUCUCAAAAGUAUAUUUAAUAUUAUAGAGCGAAUAAAAUUACACGAAUGCGAGAAUUUCUAUAUUUUGUCCAACGUUUAUAAACUGAUAUUUUGUACACUGGUAUGUAUAAAAUGAAAGAUUAUUGUCUCGCUUUUGUGCUAUCCGCGUUGACAUGAAUAAGUUUUUAUACGCGACUGUCGUUUUUUCCAGUCAAUCUCACAACGUUAUAACAUAUAAUCCCUCCAUAUGAUAUAAUAUAUACACAUACAUAUAUUUUACGAUAUAUGACAUUUUUGCAUGAUCUUAAGCAAUAUUAAUAUAUUAUGCGCGGCUACUAAUGUGAUGUAUGGAAGUCUAUAAUAAUAAUUAUGUUAUAUUUAAUUUAAUUAUAUAUUAUAUAUAUUAAUUAAAUAUAAUUAUAUAAUAUAUAAUAAUUUUAAUUAUAGCUAGAGAGUGUUGUGCUGCUCCUGCUGAUUAAUAAAUUUUGAUUAAAAGUUUUCCAUCAUACUUAGUGGUCGCUAUUGAGAAUCGUAUAUGGAGAUGUAACGCACCAAUGAUAAUGUUGCAAUAUAUUUUGAUUAGAUUGAAUAAAACGAAGUGAAAUUGUA
Messenger RNA from Cataglyphis hispanica, 2999 nucleotides. RefSeq names its product transcription factor kayak (gene kay). Gene Ontology annotation, cellular component: nucleus. Gene Ontology annotation, molecular function: RNA polymerase II cis-regulatory region sequence-specific DNA binding; DNA-binding transcription factor activity, RNA polymerase II-specific. The transcript has 3 exons. Gene Ontology annotation, biological process: regulation of transcription by RNA polymerase II. NCBI's taxonomy places the organism in Eukaryota, Metazoa, Arthropoda, Insecta, Hymenoptera, Formicidae. The coding region runs from base 389 to 1468 and encodes 359 amino acids. The record is from RefSeq and is a predicted model, not a curated record.